UGCACAAAAAAUAUAAAGCUUUUUUCAACGGUGAUGAUACAUUUUUAACAUCAAAUCGACGUAUUAGAAUGACCAACGUGCCUGUAAUAAUCAGCAUUACCAUAGAAUAAAAAUAGACCAUAUUUCACAAUAUUAGACAAAUUGCAUUUAAUAACAAAUAUUUGUUGGGCACCAAAAUUAUGUAUCAGAACGGAACAGUUAACUAAGCUUGUCCAAAACGUCCCUAACGACUUGUAUUAAUGCAAUAUGAAAUAACGCCAGCAGAUGGCACUGAUUUUACAUGUGCACCAAAUAAAAGAGUGGACAUUACAGGCUGUACGACGCAUGAGGCGCAAAUUCAGUCUCACAAACUUUACUUCAGAUAAUAUUCUAAGGCAGUCUGACAACUGAACAAAUUAUAAAGCAGCUUAGACGUGUUCACUGGCAUUACAGUGUGUCUAAAAAGCAAAUUUGUGUCUAAAAAACGGUUUAUCGACACUUCAAGCGAAACACCGAAACUCCAAUAACUGUUGCAGAACUAGUCCUCAUCACCCCGCCCUGCACUCACAAACCGGUCGAAGCUGAAAAAUCUCCACAAACACCAGCACUGCUUCUUACAGGUGGAUGUGAAAGUUCAUUUCUGUUUUUACUCAUGUCUUCUACUAUGAUACACGGACAGUGAUUUAUCAGGAAACAGUUUGUCGUGAAUUCAUCUGAAGUGCAGUUUCAUCCACAAUCACAAUGGACCCAAGGAAGAAAAUGUGGUCCAAUCUCCGGGAGAGAGCAAAGCCUGUGCUAAAUCUGAAGAUUGGAAAGAAGAAGAAGAAAACCCCUCUGAAAUACCGGAGGAGCAUGUCAGUACCAGACCUCAGGUUUAACCCCCGCGCCAUGAUGGCUUUACAGGAUGAGUCCAGCACACCGAGUCAAGCCUCUGCCUUCUUUGAUAACACAGACGGUUUAGGUGACAUAGAUGAUACAGCUAGUGAAACCUCCAGUGUAGCAUUUUCGGAGCGUUUCAGUGUAGCUGACGUCCCAUACGUCUGCAGCCCAGCACCAUCAGAAAGAUCAGCUCCCGUCGACUUCCCAGUUUCAGCGGAAACCGAUAAACGUCAAAGAGCCACUACAUGGUACUUCGAGGAUUCGGAUUCGGUGACUGGAGUCACACCUUCAUCUGCAGAACUACAGAUGACAGCUGGUCAUGCUGAGAGGAGGCCAACAGAGUCUUCAGAUAAACUGGUGGCGGCCCUCGGCAGAGCUCGUGCUUUAGAUGACAUGUCUAUUUCAUCUGAGGAGAAAGCUUGGCAUACUGAACAUGAGCCAUCCUCUCCUUUGUCUAUGUUUGUUGUAGGAUCAGCUGAGUAUCUGGACACUCCUAAUGAAACCAGUGACUUUGAUGAUCUGUCAGAACAUGAACGAAAUAUCUCAGGAGGGUUAACAGAGAGUCAAAGUGCUGCAGGUCUACAGAAGCUCCAGUAUCUUCUCACCAUCAAUCUAAAGGAAGGCAGAAACCUGGUUGUCAGAGACCGUUCAGGUACAAGUGACCCAUUCGUCAAAUUCAAGUUAGAUGGCAAGCACAUCUACAAGAGCAAAGUUGUGAACAAGAACUUGAAUCCCACAUGGAAUGAAUCAUUUUCCUUGCCUGUCAGAGAUCUCGAUCAGACUCUUCAUCUCAAGGUGUAUGAUCGUGACCUAAGAUCCAAUGACUUCAUGGGAUCAAGCAGCUUUCCUCUCAGUAAACUGGAGCUGGACAGGAUGGUUCUGAUGACGCUGUCUCUGGAAGACCCCAACAGUGAGGAAAGCGAUAUGGGAGUGAUCAUUAUAGAGGCCUGUCUGUCCAUCCGAGAGGAACCGGCCAAACGAAAUAAGUGGCUCCUAAGAAGAAAGGGAUCCUUCAAUAAGGGUCAACCGAUAAGCCAGGCGCAGUUUGGGCGGUUCACAAAGAGUCAGGUUUGGUCAGGCGUUUACACUGUUAUCUUGGUGGAAGGACAGGACAUGCCAGACUGUGGACAAGGAGACGUUUACGUCCGCUUUAGACUUGGAGACCAGCGGGUCAGGAGCAAGAGUCUGUGUAUUAAGGCAAACCCGCAGUGGAGGGAGUCCUUCGACUUUAACCAGUUCCAGGAUGCGCAGGAAAAUCUGGUGGUGGAAGUUUGCUGCAAGAGGGGCAGGAAGUCAGAGGAGUGCUGGGGAGUACUAGAUAUUGACCUGAGCAGACUUCCUGUCAAUCAGAGACAGUUAUAUACUUAUGAGCUGGACCCACAGAAGGGAAAACUGCGGUUUUUGGUCACCCUGACCCCAUGUUCAGGUGCGUCCAUCUCAGACAUCCAGUCUGCUCCACUGGAUAACCCUAACACCUUCGAGAAGAUGCGUGAGCAAUAUAGACCGAUGAACAUUCUUGGAGACUUUAAAAAUGUCGGCUUUCUUCAAGUCAAGUUAAUAAGAGCCACAGAUCUUCCAUCAACAGAUAUAAGUGGUAAAAGUGACCCUUUUUGUACCCUUGAGCUGGGUAACAGCAAACUGCAAACUCACACCAUAUGUAAAACACUGAAUCCUGAAUGGAGAACAGCCCUGACUUUCCCCAUUAGGGACAUCCAUGACGUUUUGGUGCUCACAGUCUAUCAUGAAGAUGGAGAUAAAGCUCCAGACUUCCUGGGAAAAGUUGCCAUUCCUUUGUUGACUAUUUCUAAUGGCCAACAAAUAACCAGAAUGUUGAAGACUAAUAAUUUAUCAAGGGCAAACAAAGGCAGUAUCACACUUGAGCUGAAAGUCCUCUACAACCCUAUCAAAGCAGGAAUCAAAACCUUCCAGCCAAAAGAAACCAUGUUUGCGGAGGACAAUCCCAAGUUUAACAAAAAGCUUUUAGCACGUAAUAUCUAUCGAGUGAGGAAGAUCAGCAUGGCCAUUCUCUAUACGCUGCAGUAUAUUAAAAGCUGCUUCCACUGGGAGAACACGCAGAGGAGUAUUACAGCCUUCCUGAUAUUUGUGGUGGCAGUGUGGCUUUGGGAGCUGUUCAUGCUGCCUCUCUUUCUCCUCCUGCUCAUUGGCUGGAACUACUUCCACAUCACACCAGGCAUGGCCAGCUACAGUCAGGACUUGGAGCACAUGUCGGUGGCUGAGGACGAGGACGAGGAUGAAAAGGAAUCAGAGAAAAGAGGACUGAUGGAAAAAAUCCACAUGGUUCAAGAAAUUGUGCUUACAGUUCAGAGCACUUUAGAUGAAGUGGCUUGCAUUGGGGAAAGAGUGAAAAAUACAUUCAACUGGUCAGUCCCGUUCUUGUCAUUGUUGGCCUGCCUGGUGCUGCUUGUGGCGACUGUCGGCUUGUACUACAUCCCGCUGCGCUACAUAGUUUUACUGUGGGGUGUUAACAAAUUUACCAAGAAGCUUUUCAACCCAUAUGCCAUUGACAAUAAUGAAAUGCUGGAUUUCCUCAAGAGGGUGCCUUCUGAUGUUCAAAAGGUGCAGUACAGCGAGCUGAGAGCCGAGCUUGGCAACCAGGGCCCGGUGAAGAAGAAACGCGGGCGCUGAAACCUGACGGACAUGUCGGAUGAAAGGAACGGACAGCGUUUGGAGAGACAGUCUGUUUAAGUCAUAAUGCCCUGUGCGAGUUAAAGAGUAGUCCCCUUGUGCCAAGCCAUCCGCAUUUCCACUGAAAUGCAUUCAUCGGUACUGUGUGUGUGUGUGUGUGUGUGUGUGUGUGUGUGUGUGUGUGUACAAGUGUGUAAGCGUAGCCUCUCUUGACGGGCCCUUUGGCCCUCGCAAACUCACAGUGUCUCAACAUAUGAAGGUAAAGUCAGGCUUCACCAGCCUCUGCAUGUAAUCAUGCUGAAAUGCAAUGAAAUACCACACUGCCACGCACAUUCAUACAUCCUUUCAGAAACCACAGUCUGGUUCAUUUAGCAAAUGAAGAACUAAAUAUCUACAAAACAUACAGCGCAUAAAUGCUUCCUAUUGCGUAUUUCUACAGCAGGGAACAUUUAAAUGAGGGUACCAUUUUAUUAAACAAAUAUUAAGCUCUUUUUAAACGCCAUUUAACAUUUACAUGCAUAUAUAGCCCACUGUGAUGUAUGCAGUCUGUUUGGUUCAUGCAUCUUCCAUGUUUUGUAUAUUUAAGCUGCGGAUAAAGCUAAAAUCACUAAAA
Molecule: messenger RNA, 4117 nt
Organism: Danio rerio (zebrafish)
Lineage: Eukaryota; Metazoa; Chordata; Actinopteri; Cypriniformes; Danionidae
Source: RefSeq, a predicted model, not a curated record